This is a messenger RNA of Vicia villosa (hairy vetch), 1758 nucleotides long. RefSeq lists its product as uncharacterized. The record is from RefSeq and is a predicted model, not a curated record. NCBI's taxonomy places the organism in Eukaryota, Viridiplantae, Streptophyta, Magnoliopsida, Fabales, Fabaceae. Bases 1 to 1758 code for a protein of 585 amino acids. The transcript is spliced from 11 exons.
AUGGGUGAAAAUCUUCCUCCUCCUGAGAGGCUCAUUGGUGACUACGGUGCUACAGACACACUGGGGGAAAGACAAACAAUUUUCAACCAACCGGUAAAUGCUGCCAACUUUCAACUGCAUCCAAGCACCAUUAAUCAGCUUGAAAGGGAACCUUUCACCGGAAAGGCUCAAGUUUUCAUUUUUACGACAGGAAGGAUGUCAAGGCAGCCCAUUCUGAUCAAGGAUCUGGUCAAGGGGAACCAAGUAUGGAAAAUGUGCAUUAGAGUAGUUGAUUUGUGGGUUGUUAUUGAAAAAAAUGGUCAACAACAUCUGGAAGCCGUGAUUCAAGAUGGACAGGGUGAUAAGAUCCAUGUCAUAACUCGGAGCAGGGACUUCCCAGAUUGGGUUGAAGCUGUCAAGGAGCAUGAGACGUAUAAUCUAUAUAACGGAGAGCCAGUUGAAAAUGAUGUUCCGCUGAAGGUGUGUUGUAACCCACUCAAGCUCAUAUUUAAUGGAGGCACUACCAUGACCAAAGUGGCUAUACCGGAAAUACCUGCUCAUAAAUACAGUUUUUUCCCUAUUGAGAAGUUCCUCAAGGGUGACUUCAAACAUGACAUGUUGUAUGAUGUUAUUGGUGUGCUGCAGGAUGUUUUAAAGACCCAGAUGGGAGGUGGGGGAAGAAAGUCUUGUGUUAAUGUCAAUAUACGUGAUGUUAUGGGGAAUGUCAUUGAGCUGGUGCUAUGGGAUGAUUAUGCCAAGCAGUUUGUCAACUACACUACCCCUAACAACUUUUCUGGUCCUACUUUAAUAGUUUUGACACAUGCAUGGUGCAAGCCAAAUACAGAUGCGUUACAUAUUACAUUUCAGUUUCCGGUUUACCGUGUCUUUCCAAUGCAUGGAGCGGCUCUAGGCUAUACUUUAACUUGGAUCAUCCAUAAGUUGAUCAGUACAAAGCAAGGUAAGAAGUUCUUAGGGAUCAGUUUUGGAGACAACAUGCCUGCCCCUUCCCAAUCAAUGACUUGUGAUUCAUCCAUUCAAUCUAGCAACAAUUUCUGGACUAAAUUGAGUGAGGUCAAGAGUGUCCGUGCAAUAUCUGAUUUAGGAAAGGACUGUUAUGCAACCACUAUUGGGACAACCAUAGGUUUUAAUGCCUCCAGGUUUGGAUGGUAUUUUGAAUCAACUGGAAACACAGAACCAGAACCCGUUACCAAAUUCAAACUGGAGGUUGAGGUGGAGUAUGAGAACCACAAGGGAAUCUUUGUUUUUUGGGAUAAGGAUUGCAUACCGUUUACUAAAUUGACUGCUAAGGAACUGCGAGAGGUUAUGAAAGCUGCUGGAGAGGAUAAUCCUAAAAUUUGGCCUACUCACCUUGAUGUUCUAUUGAAUAUGAAAUUGGUCUUUCGUAUCAAGUAUCAAGCACAAUACCAACGUUUCUCUAUCGUGAAGAUACUUAACGAAGACGGCCUUUACAAUAAGUUUCACAACUACCUCACACCAGAUGAGAAUACAACUAAUGAUGAAGUUGUAGAAAUGGACACCACUUCUCCAAAUCUUACUCCAAACCAAGUCACAAAGAUUUCUGAACCAUCAACUGGUGCUCAACCACCUUAUGCUAACCAUUCGGGAAGUCCUACUGCCAGCUCCAGCAGUACCCCUGCAAAGAGGAUUGCUACGUCGUCCUCAGUUAACGAUGCCAUCCAGUCUGAGGAGCUCACUCCUAAGCAAUCAGCCACCAAGCCCAAGACUGGAAAGAAGACAAAGCAUAUCAAGAAGGAAUAG